CACCGCUGUCGCGGCAGCCAAUCACGUGUGGCAAACAGAGCUCGGGCUCAACAGCUUGUUGUUCGUGUGUCGCUUUGCCAGCCGAGCGGAGGAAGCAGCCGCGGCCGCGAAUUGAUUCACACUGUUUCGAGCUGGACUCCCUCAAAUAACCGGAGAGAUGAAGGCAGCAGACGAGCCUGCCUACCUGACAGUCGGGACGGACGUCAGCGCCAAGUACAGAGGAGCCUUCUGCGAGGCUAAGAUCAAGACGGUGAAACGCAUGGUGAAGGUCAAGGUAACUCUGAAAGGUGAGAGUACAUCCCAGGUGGUGCAGGACGACCAGGUGAAAGGACCUCUGAGGGUGGGCUCCACCGUGGAGGUGAAGACUAACGAGGGUCUGUCGAGCGAGGCUAUCAUCAGUAAGCUGACGGACGCCAGCCUCUACACCGUGGUGUUUGAUGAUGGCGAUGAGAAGACACUCCGUCGGACGUCACUGUGUCUGAAAGGAGAGAGACACUUUGCAGAGAGCGAGACUCUGGACCAGCUGCCGCUGACCAACCCCGAACACUUCGGCACGCCGGUCAUCGGCAAAAAGUCGAACCGCGGCGGGCGGCGUUCGUCUCAGGCUGUGGCCGAUGAGGAGAAUGAGUCUUCGUCCAGUGAGGAUGAGGAGGAGGACAGGAGGCGCCUGAACGAUGAGUUGUUGGGGAAGGUGUGCAGCAUCGAGGACGGGGAGGAGCCCAGCAGCUGGUACCUGGCUCUGGUGGUGUCUCCGAGCUGUAACGAUGAGCUGCAGGUGAAGAAGGAUCAAUGUCUUGUCCGAAACUUCAGCGACGCCAAGUUCUACACGGUGGCGAGGAGACACGUCCACACCGUCGGCUCCCUCAGCUCCACUAAGUCAGAGUUCUUCAACAGGAGAGGUUUUGAAGCAGCCCAGGUGUUUUUGAGGAGCAGGGAGGUUCCAGAUGUUUGGAAAAUGGACAUGAGUCAGAUUCUGGACUCGUCAUCCAGUGAUGAAGACGAGGAUGAUGAAGAGGAGAAGGAAAGCGAUGAGGAUGAGGAGGAUGAGGAGAAGAAGAAGAAGAAACACAUCAAGGAGGAGCCUGAAGAGGAGCUGGAUCCAGAGGAGAGGGACCUUUUCCUGCAGCAGCUCUACAAGUUCAUGGAGGACCGAGGCACUCCGAUCAACAAGCCUCCGGUUCUGGGUUAUAAGGACCUGAACCUGUUCAAGCUCUUCAGACUGGUCUAUCAGCUGGGGGGCUGCCACAAGAUCGAGUCUGGGACCAUUUGGAAGCAGGUCUACAUGGAUCUGGGGAUCCCCGUCCUGAACUCUGCUGCAUCCUACAACGUCAAGACGGCCUACAGGAAGUACCUGUGCGGAUUUGAGGAGUACUGCCGCUCCGCCUCCAUCACCUUCAGGACCAUCCACCACAACAACCCCCGCCCUCCCACCGCUCUGGCCAAUCAGAAGCCAGUGGGGGCGGAGCUUAAAGAGCCCUCCAUGCCUCCUGUGAAGGCGGAGCCUGUUGAUGACAAGCUGGAGGAGGUGGAGUCAGAGAGUGACAGCGAGAAGGGGGAGGUGAAGGAGAGACAUUCGUCCCCAAGGGGGAGGAGGAGGUGUGUAGGGAGUCAGAUGAAGGCAGAGAGAGAGUCACCCUCCAGACCAGAGAAGAGAGGAGGAGGAGGAGGCCCGGAGGAGCAGAGAGAGAUGAGGAGACGCAGCAACAGAAGGAUGGACGACUCAGAGAAAGGCUCUGAGGAAGAGGAGGACGACGACGAUGAAGACGAGGAGGAGGCAGAGAGGAGGCGAGGAGAGCGGACUGAGGGUGAGGAGGACGAGGACUCUCUGACGGGGACGAAGGUUCGGGUGAAGUACGGUCGAGGAAAGACUCAGAAGAUCUACGAGGCUCACAUCAAGAAGACGGACAUGGACAAUGGAGAACAGUUCUACCUGGUCCACUACUACGGCUGGAACGUCAGGUACGAUGAGUGGGUGAAGGCUGACCGGAUCAUCUGGCCCGUGGAGAAAGGAACCAAGAAGAGACAGAGGAAGAAGGUGAAGAACAAAGACGAGUCUGAGCGAGACAAAGACGAGGAGAAAACGCCGUCCACGGUGAAACCUGCCGGAGCGAAGCGUGGCCGUCCUCAGAUCAGAACCACGCCCACCGGCCUGGCUGGACGCAGUGUCUCCAAGACGCCGAGCAACGAGGGCCGGUCCAACGGCAAGAGGAUGGAGACACCAUGCAACAUGUCCAACGGAGACAACACACCUCGCAGGAGGACAAGGAGGACGUCGGGCAUGUACGACUCGGACCGAGCGUCCAACGAGGAGUCUGGAAACUCGUCAGAGGACAGCGAAUCAGAAGACCCGCCGGACAAAAAGCCGUCGCCAUGGCGAGGGAGGAGUGAAGCCCCACCCUGCCAGGAGGAGGAGGAAGAGGAGGAGGAGGAGGAAGAGGAGGAAGAGGAGGAGGAGGAGGUGGUGAAGGAGAAGGAGCCGAGUGAGGUUGCUCAUGUCUCGACAACCGCUGCCGACAACACCGUUGACACAGAAACAACGGGUCAGCUGCCCACCGCCACUGCACCACCGUGUCCCAGCAUGCCUCAGGAGACGGCUGACAAACUCCUGAGCCAAUCAGAGAAGAAGGAGGCGGGGCAGGGGGAGGAGCCUGCAGUAGAAGCCGCCAUGUUGCCCAUUUACCUAGACAAGGAGAAUAAGACGUCGUCUGUCCAGGAGAAGAACAAGACGUGUCCUGGACAGGAAGUGAUCACCAAGACGUCCCCCAGCAGGAUGUCACCUCUGCCCGCCUCGACCACCGACAGACACAAGACGUCUCCUGAGAAGCAGCCUCACGUGUCUCUGCCUCCGCCCGCCCCCACAGAUGAGGAGGACAGCAGCUCCACCCCUCUGUCCUCGCCCAAGGUCAAAGGUCGCAGGGCGAACGUCAGGGAGACAGGCUCUGAAACUCCUCCCAGAAUCCCCCUCUGCACACCCGCCGCCAGCCCCUCCCACGUCUCUGCUCUGUCAUCUCCUCCUCGUAGCGUCCUGAAGAGACAGGACGAGCCCAUGGUGCUCCUGCGCUGCCUCCGUCCGGAGUCCCUUGCCGCUGACUCGGACACAGACUCCGCCACUGAGGAGGAGGCAGAGCCAGAGGAGGAGGCGGCGGCAGGGCCUGAUGAGAGGAGCAAUGCCGCGCUCAAACGGAAGGUGUCCGAGCAGCGAGUGGUGGACAAGAAGCUCCGCCCAGACCGGAGGCAGGAGGAGGCCACGCCUCCUAAAACCCCGCCCAAGAUGGCUGCUGGAGCUUCACCCAAAGCCCUCUCCUCUCCUCUGAGGCGGGCGGAGUCAGAGAGGAGGAGCGAGCCAACGAAGGCAGGGGAAUGGCCCCGCCUAGCCGAGGAGACGCCGAGGGAGGUGUUGGAGGAGCGUCUGUCAGGCGCAGAGGAGAGGGCUUUGACACCUCCCCCCGUCGUGGAGGCGCAGGGCCCCGCCCCCUGCGAGGACCUGGAGCCGCAGAUCGGCCCUGAGGCGCUCGUCUGCCACGAGGUGGACCUGGACGACCCCGAUGAGAAGGAGAAGCCGUCCCCCUCCCCAUCGCCGGAGCACCUCCUCCUGAUGAUGAGGGAGCCACAACAAGCCCCGCCCCCUCUGCCUCCCCUCGUCCACGCCCCCCCCCACCUCCCCCAGACUCAGGUCAGGCCCUUCCUGCCAACCGCCACUCCCAGCUCCGCCCCCCGCCCCGAGGAGGUCCACCCAGCCCAGAGCGCCACCGAGGAGGAGAGAGGAGCAGCGAGGGCGGAGCAGGAAGGAGACUCCAGCCCUGGGUGUGACGGCAGUGCCUCCUCCUCCACCUCCCUGCUGUCCCUGCAGGAGACCAAGGACCGAGGUCAGAAGAGAGUUCUGGACUGUAACCUGAGCCCGACAGCAAAGAAACAGAAACGGAACCAGAAACGACCGAACACACCUGGAAAGAACGGAGCAGGUCACAGCAGUGACAGUGAGGAUCAGUCUCAGAAGUCUCAGAAGUCUCGUUGUCCGUCUCUGUCGUCUCCGCACAGCAAAGACAAACACAACUUCUCUCCUCAGAGGACGUACAAGUGGACCUUCCAGCUCGAUGAGUUGGACAGCAUGUCGAGCACAGAGAGGAUCUCCUUCCUGCAGGAGAAGCUUCAGGAGAUCAGGAAGUACUACAUGACGCUGAAGUCUGAGGUCGCGUCCAUCGACCGGCGCCGGAAGAGACUAAAGAAGAAGGAGCGGGAAGUGUCCAACACGACGGCGUCAACCUCGUCGGGCUCCUCGGACACCGGGAUGAGCCCGUCCUCGGCCUCGCCCACUCAGAACACCGUCGCCGUGGAGUGCAGGUGAUGACACGCCCACCUUGAGCUCCACCCGUCCUGUAGCCACAGACUCCGCCCACACGGUCUGUGAGGGCAUGAUGGGAAAAAAUGAACUCCUUCCAGGUCAGAACGUCGGCGCCGACUGACACAGUGGCUGAUGGGAGGGGGGCACUACCACCUGGCCUUAGCCCCGCCCACUCACCUAUGGACUGACUUCCUGUCUGAGGAGACAAACUUUUAGCCGUCUGUUAGCCGCCACAGAGCACUUCCUUAUUUCCUCAUUUCAAAAUAAUGUGUCACCGGGUCGAACAGGAAGUAGCUUCCUGACGAAGCACAGCUCGUUAUGCAAAUUUUCUUUUUUCCUCAAAUUUUUUAAGAAAACAGAAAAAACGUUUGACUUCCUGUUUUUAUACGAAAUCAGAGCUUUUAUUUUGGUAGGAUCGAAAAGUCUGAAGGAGACAAAACUUUAUUUUGAAAUUCAUUAAAAUUAAUUCAGUUAACAAACGUGUGUGUGUGUGCGCGCGCGUGUGUGUGUGAGACGUUAAUUAAAAAACGCUGAGUCAUGACGAGUUUCAUUAAAUCAGAUUAAAUGAUUAAUUUGUUUUCUUCUUCUUCUGUGGUGUGUGUGUGUGUGUGUGUGUGUGGGGACCUCCCCUGGAGGACUGUGCUGCUUCCUGUCUCUUCUUCUGUGGUGUGCGGCGUGCAGACGGCUGUUUGUUUUUGUACAUAAAGUCCACGAGUCGUUUUCCAUGUAAAGAUGAUUUAUAAUAUUUUUUAAGAGACGCUGUUUGUACGUUAUUCUGACGUUAUUCUGACGUUGUUCUGACGUUGUUACGUUUUUUUAUGUGGUUGUUUUGCUGCGGCGGUUUGAGACUGUAAACACAGAAACUGACCAGACGCCAUGUUGGACUGUCAGCUCUCUGUUUCUAAUAAAGUUUUUAAAUAUGA
Messenger RNA from Larimichthys crocea (large yellow croaker), 5265 nucleotides. It is a transcript of the gene arid4a, whose product is annotated as AT-rich interactive domain 4A. Gene Ontology annotation, cellular component: nucleus. The record is from RefSeq and is a predicted model, not a curated record. NCBI's taxonomy places the organism in Eukaryota, Metazoa, Chordata, Actinopteri, Sciaenidae. The coding region runs from base 158 to 4345 and encodes 1395 amino acids. Gene Ontology annotation, biological process: regulation of transcription by RNA polymerase II. The transcript has 25 exons. Gene Ontology annotation, molecular function: transcription cis-regulatory region binding.